This is a messenger RNA of Calliphora vicina (urban bluebottle blowfly), 2409 nucleotides long. It is a transcript of the gene mRRF2, whose product is annotated as mitochondrial ribosome recycling factor 2. Gene Ontology annotation, biological process: ribosome disassembly; mitochondrial translation. The transcript is spliced from 7 exons. Gene Ontology annotation, molecular function: GTP binding; GTPase activity. Lineage: Eukaryota; Metazoa; Arthropoda; Insecta; Diptera; Calliphoridae. The record is from RefSeq and is a predicted model, not a curated record. Gene Ontology annotation, cellular component: mitochondrion. Bases 86 to 2302 code for a protein of 738 amino acids.
CUUGUAUAUAAUUAUGAACUUAACCAACAUUUUAUAGAAAUAAAUAAUUUAACGUCGAGUUUAUUAAGCUAAAUUUAUUAUAACUAUGACUUUUAUAAAAACAAUUUUAUUGCCCAUACAUAGGAAAUGCUUAAUAAACCAAAGACGCUACCUUAGCAGCAAGGACAUACGUAAUAUAGGCAUAUUGGCCCACAUAGAUGCCGGAAAAACUACAACUACUGAACGUAUGCUGUUUUAUUCGGGCAAAACUAGAUCAUUGGGUGAGGUUCACAGAGGUAACACAGUGACAGACUGUCUGUCACAGGAAAGGGAACGUGGUAUAACAAUAUGCAGUUCAGCGGUAACAUUUCCUUGGAAUGAAAAAAAAAUUAAUUUACUAGACACCCCUGGUCAUAUAGAUUUCACCAUGGAAGUAGAACAAUCUCUUUAUGCGGUGGAUGGUGUUGUUGUUGUACUGGAUGGCACUGCUGGCGUAGAGGCUCAAACAGUUACGGUUUGGUCUCAAGCUGAAAAACAUCGUUUACCCAAAAUAAGUUUUGUCAAUAAAAUGGAUCGUCCUGAUGCUGAUUUCGACAAAUGUGUUAAUGAUUUGUCUUCGAAGCUAGAUGCCAAACCGAUAUGUAUACAAUAUCCUCAUAAAGAUGAAAGGGGGAAUUUAUCUGUAUAUGACAUAAUACGCUUAGAACACGUUAUGUGGAAUCCCCAAAGUCUAGGACGUGUUUACAAAUCUGAAGCCAUAACAGAUGAAAACCUUUUAUUAGAACUGCUGGACAGACGUAAUAACCUUAUAGAUCAACUAUCGGGUGUUGACGAUAAUUUAGCCGAUGUGGUUAUAAGUAGUGAGGGCUUCGAUAAGGUUACCAAUGAAAUGAUUUAUGCAGCUUUAAGACAAGCGACAUGUCAACAAAAAAUUGUGCCUGUUCUAUUGGGCUCAGCCUAUAAAAACGUGGGCAUACAAAAGCUAAUGGAUGCAGUUAUAGAUUAUUUGCCACAUCCCCAGGAACGUAAUCAGUUAUAUGAUUGUUUUGAAAAGGAUUUUGUGGGCAAAGUAUUCAAAAUAGUUCAUGACAAACAAAGAGGUCCUUUGACUUUGGUACGUGUUUUAAGAGGUGCUAUGACGAAAAGUAUGCGUUUAACCUCUACCAGAGCUCAGUCGGAGACUGUCGGUAAAAUCUAUGAACCCUUAGCUGAUGAAUAUAGAGAAAUUUCCACGGUAGAGGCGGGAGAUGUAGCCAUAUGUUCGGGUUUAAAGCACACUGUAACCGGAGAUUUGCUGGUGACUAGUGCCACUUCUUUAAAAAAUGCCCAAAAACGUUUGCAGAAGCAACUGGGCAAGCAAGAAUCUGCUGAAACAACUACCACUGAAGACAUUGAGACUGAUUUAAUAAACGAAAUAUUUUCCUUAGAACCACAAAUACCCGAUGCGGUAUAUUUCUGUUCUAUUGAACCGCCCAGUGUCUCCUAUCAAAAUGCCAUGGAACUGGCUUUAAAACAGCUACAAAGAGAAGAUCCCAGUUUAAGAGUUUCCUAUGAUUCGGUGACUGGACAAACCGUUUUAGGUGGUAUGGGUGAAUUGCACAUGGAUAUUAUAAAAUCGCGCAUUUUAAGCGAAUAUAAAAUCGAGGUAGACUUGGGUCCUUUGCAGAUAGCCUAUAAAGAAACUAUUGAAGAGCCUGCUGUUAAUACAUUUGGUAUUGAGAAAGAAAUUGCCGGCUCUAAGCAAAGUGUUGCCAUUACCUUGGAGUUGGUGAAAGACAGUAAAGAACUGUUUAGUCUACACAAAACCUCGGAAACUACAAAUAAUUUACAGGCUUUGAGACCGCGCACUUUGCAGGUGAUACGCAAAGGUUGCAUUUCGGCCUUAGAAAGGGGCCCCAAAGUUGGUGGUCAAGUGGUGGAAACGCAAAUACGUUUGCAUAGUGUGACUAUUGGUCGAGGCACAGCAGACUCGUUUUUAAUGGCAGCCGCUGCACAAUGUGUGCAAAAAAUUCUUUCAGAAAAUGAAACCCGUCUUUUGGAGCCCAUAAUGGCCUUGCAAAUUGUGGUACCCAGUGAAAGAACUUCAAACAUAUUAUCCGAUUUAUCACGACGAAGAGCUGUUAUCAAUGAUGUUCUGCCAAAAGGCGAUAAAAACAAAUUAAUCUUAGUUAAUGCUCCCCUAGCUGAAUUAUCCAAUUAUUCUAGUAUUUUAAGAACCAUUAGUUCUGGCACAGCCAGUAUGACUAUGCAGCCAUGUGGCUUUUCACAAAUGCAAAGCAAUGAUGAAGAUCAAGCCAUUAGAAGGGCACAAGGAUUUGAAUAAUUAAUUUUCAAUAAAACAAAAAACUACAUUAAAAUACAACUCUUUUUUCCACCUUGUUUUUCGAAUUUAAAUUUAAGCAACAUUUUCUAAAUUUAUCCAAAAAAUAC